Molecule: messenger RNA, 1983 nt
Organism: Pneumocystis murina B123
Lineage: Eukaryota; Fungi; Ascomycota; Pneumocystomycetes; Pneumocystales; Pneumocystaceae
Exons: 14
Coding region: 8-1933 (641 amino acids)
Biological process (GO): actin cytoskeleton organization; actin filament bundle assembly
Cellular component (GO): cell projection; plasma membrane; cell junction
Molecular function (GO): actin lateral binding
Source: RefSeq, a predicted model, not a curated record
AAAAAACAUGUCAUUGCUUGAUCGUUCAUGGCAAGACGUUCAGCAUAAGACAUUUACGAAGUGGGUAAAUACAAAACUUUCUGCUCAUGAAUUACCACCAGCAGUUAGUCUUAAAACAGAUCUUUCAGAUGGAAUACGACUAAUAAAUUUGCUGGAAAUUAUUGGUGAUGAAACUCUUGGGAAAUACAACAAAAAUCCACGUUUACGUAUUCAAAAGGCAGAAAACGUGAAUAAGGCUCUGGAUUACAUAAAAUCUAAAGGAAUUCCUCUUACGAAUAUCGGGGCAGAAGAUAUUAUUGAUGGGAAUUUAAAACUAAUUCUUGGCUUACUUUGGACGCUUAUUUUAAGAUUUACAAUCGCAGACAUAAAUGAGGAAGGAUAUACAGCUAAGGAAGGAUUAUUGCUUUGGUGUCAAAGGCAGACAGCAGAAUAUGAAAAUGUAAAUAUAUGUGAUUUUACUACAAGUUGGACAGAUGGACUUUCUUUCUGUGCCUUGAUUCACAAACAUCGACCGGAUCUAUUAAAUUUCCAUGAAUUGGAUGCUAAAGACCAUCGAAAAAACAUUUCAAUGGCAUUCGAGAUAGCCUCUAAAUAUAUAGGAAUUCCACAAUUACUUGAUGUAGAAGAUAUUUGCGAUGUUAGCAAACCAGAUGAAAGAUCUGUUAUGACAUAUAUUGCUCAGUAUUUUCAUGCUUUCUCUACUUUAGAUAAAGUGGAAACAGCUGGGAGAAGAGUUGAAAAGUUCGCAAAAACAAUGCAAUCAGCAUCUAGCAUGCAAAAAGAAUAUGAGGAGAAAAUGAAAGAUUUAAUUAAUUCAAUAAUUAAGAUACAAACGUUGUGGGAUAUGUCAAGUUUUGAUGAUUCUUAUGCAGACGCAAAACAUCAAUCCUCAGAAUUUAAUGAAUAUAAAAAAACAUUAAAAAGAGAUUGGGUUAAACUAAAACAUGAUUUAGAAUCCUUAAUUCAUGAUAUUCAAACAAAACUUAGGACUUAUUGCUUAAGAAGUUAUAUUCCUCCAAAGGGUUUAGAAUUAAAUGAUUUAGACAUUGUCUGGAAAGGGCUUAUGAAAGCAGAGGUUCAAAGAUCAAAGCAAAUAAACGAUAAAAUUAAAGAAAUCAAAGAAAAACUCCGUCAAUCAUUUGCAGAAAGAGCAAACGACUUUUCAUUAAUGCUUAAUACAUUAUCUAUUGAAAUUAGUGGACUUAAAGGCGAUCUUGAAGAACAAUUAGAGCAGAUUAACCUUCUUAAAGAGCAUAUCAAGCCUCUUCGAAAUGAAUUACUGCAAUUAAAGCGUCUAGAAGAAGAAUGUAAAGAAGCAAAAAUUGAAGAAAAUGAUUAUACAAAUUUUUCAUAUGAUGAUUUAGAAUAUGAAUUAGAUCUAGCAUCAGAUUUAAUUCACAAAAAAUUACAGUUUAUUGAAAACCAAAUUAUAACUCGUCAAAAAACAAAUCUUACUUCAGCACAAAUGAAAGAAUUCGAUUCCGUCUUUAAACAUUUUGAUCGUUAUGGAAUCAAUGCAUUACAAGGAGAUGUAUUUACAGCAGCAUUGGCCGCUCUUGGUCUUGCUUAUGAUGAGCAAGAAAUGGAAGAUAUUAUCGCAAAAGCAAGCAAUGAAACUGGUGUUGUCACGUAUAAUCAAUUUAUCGAUUUUUUGGUCGAUGAAAUGGAAGACCAUGAUUCUCCAGAUCAAGUUCUUUUAGCAUUCAGAGAUGUGGCAGACGGAAAACCAUAUGUCACUGAAUUAGAUCUACGACAAUCUUUAAUUCCACCAACAGAAGUAGAAUAUCUUAUUUCUCAAAUGCCUGAACUACAAGAAAAUGAAACUGAAAUUGAUGAUGAAGAUCGCGGAUGCCCAAUCUUUGAUUAUUGCUCAUAUAUGGAAAAACUUCUCGAUUUAAACGAUGCAACUAUAAACAAUAAAAACAAUUGUUAAAAUUCAUACAUCAUUUAACACAAUUGCUAAUCUUAAAAAUACAUUCUUCU